CCCUAUUUCAAGUGGUAGAGAUAAGAUUCAUUGUUUUCAUCGGGAUUUUGUGAUAACACUUUAUCGAAAUUUGGUACCGGCAUUAGGAACUAGUGUCGACAUGGCAGCCAAAUUAUUACCGGAGUUUAUGGAUGUUGAUGGAAAAGUUAUUUUGGUGACCGGUGGUGCAGUUGGGAUCGGUGCUGGGUUGGUCAAAGAAUUGUUAUCACAAAAUGCGAGGCACGUCGCCUUCUUAGAUGUGUUGGAUCGCGAAGGGGGAGCCCUCGAGGGCGAACUAUCGAAUAAGUUCGGCGCACUUAGAGCCAAGUUCAUAAAAUGUGAUAUCUCGGACGAGGGGCAACUUGCAGCCGCUUAUAAGUUUGUUUUGCACAAAUACAAUCGACUCGAUGCAGUUGUAAACAACGCUGCGGUUGUGUCGGAGGAGAGCUACAAGAAAAUGGUGGAUGUUAAUUUCACAGCGACUGUGACCAGUACUUUUAAGGCUUUAGAAGUAAUGUCAGUGGACAACGGUGGCAGCGGCGGCGUUGUACUGAACGUUUCUUCUUUGAUAGCUCUCAAACCUCAGGAAAAUUUACAAUUACCUGUCUAUGCAGCCACAAAAACUGCUGUGCUACAUUUUAGUAACCAAAUUGCGACACAAGAGUCGUUUUCAAAGACACAAGUUCGCAUAGUAACAGUGUGUCUAGGACUAACCGACACGGCUUUGUUGCAUAGACACAACUUCGAGAGACAAGAUACCAAGAGCUUGGCCUCACAAGUCCCUGAAAAGCAGAGGGUAACAUCAGCGGUGAGCGGUAUAUUGUUCGUUAUUAGACGAGCCGAGAGUGGAUCUACCUGGAUAAUCGCAGAUGACGAGCCCCCGAUUGACGUCACAAAUACUGUCAGAGAGGGCUUUCGUUGCGUGGCUACAGCUAUUUGAUUUGAUCGUUGAUUAUUGAUG
Molecule: messenger RNA, 940 nt
Organism: Pararge aegeria (speckled wood butterfly)
Lineage: Eukaryota; Metazoa; Arthropoda; Insecta; Lepidoptera; Nymphalidae
Gene: Adh
Product: 15-hydroxyprostaglandin dehydrogenase [NAD(+)]-like
Exons: 5
Coding region: 101-919 (272 amino acids)
Cellular component (GO): cytoplasm
Molecular function (GO): oxidoreductase activity, acting on the CH-OH group of donors, NAD or NADP as acceptor
Source: RefSeq, a predicted model, not a curated record